GUGAUUUGAACAUUCAAAAAAGAAAUCAAGGAAGUACAAUCGGGCGAAUCGGUCGAGAUCGAUGAGAUGCCUCCCUACUGACCAUGGGACUUAGCUACUGGCAUGUGGUCAGCUGUUGGACGCUUGCCAUUGCCUAGCUUUCCUCAAACGCAGAUAGGAAGCAUCAGAUGUAGAUCCAGCUGGUGUUUGGCCCACGGAUCUUGUUCUUCUCGCCACAAAAUUAAUUAUAUUCAGCAGAGACCACGUGGGCACAUCAUCGUGAGGUGUUUCAGCCAGCGACUUUCUGUGAUGGACGUGGAACGCAGAGAUGCUGAAAUAAAAAAGUAUUGGGAUCGGCUACACCUGUCGCCGGAGGCUCUGAAACAAUUGGCAAAUGCCUUCCAAGAUGAGCUCGAAGCUGGCCUGGAGCAGAAGAGCUCCCUGUUGAUGAUACCCACCAUGGUGGACAUGCUUCCACAAGGGCAUGAGUGUGGCGAUUAUUAUGCAAUCGAUCUGGGAGGCACAAACCUGAGAGUGCUUUACACCCGUUUGGGGAAGGGUCCUAAGGAAGUGGAGGCAGAGGCGAUUAACUCAGCGCCCAUCCCACCAGAGAUGCAGAGUUGCCCUGUGGAAGAGCUCAUGGACUAUGUGGCAGGCCACCUCAUCGACUGGUCAGAGCAGCACCAUUGUAGCAUAAGGGAGAGAGAAGUGCCCAUCAUCGGCUUCUGCUUCAGCUUCCCGGUAGAGCAGACAGCCGUAGAUGCAGGGACGCUGCUGAGGUGGACCAAGGGCUACACCAAUCCUGGAGCUGUUGGCAAAGACCCUGCCAAACUGCUACAUGAGGCAUUCAAGCGCAGAGGGGUCAAUGUACACAUAGGAGCGCUGCUGAAUGACACAGUGGGCACACUGGCUGCGGCAAGAUAUGUCGAUGGGCAGGACACAAUUGCUGCUAUGAUUAUGGGCACAGGCACAAACGCAUGCUACAUGGAGCUUUUGGGGCGCAUCACAAAGUGGCUGCCGCACUACCGGCCUCGCACCUCAGACAUGGUUGUCAACAUUGAGUGGCCUGGAUUCCAGGCAGCGGAGUUGCCGAUACUGGAAGAGGACCGGCACUUGGAUGAGGAGUCCAACAACCCAGGCCAGCAGCGCUUUGAGAAGCUGACUGCCGGCCUCUACAUGGGGGACAUUGCGCGCCGCAUCAUCCUCAGGGCGGCAGAGGAGAGGGAGUUGUUUGAUGGGCGGGUGCCAGAGGGGCUGCGCACGAUGGAGACCUUCCCAACAAAGUUUGUUGGCAUCGCCGCACAGGAUGACACCCCAGACCUGAGCAGGACAGCCGGCGUCCUGCAUCGAGCUUUUGGCUUCGACCCGGACAGCAUCAGCCCCCAGGAUCGCAAGGAGGUGAAGGAGAUAUGCGCGAUGGUGACGGUGCGCAGCGCGCGGCUGGUGGCGGCGGCUGUGUGCGGCAUCAUGCGCCACCUGGGCCGGGACGUGGGGGACCCCGCGGGGGGGGCGCCCCCCCGCACCUGCAUUGCGGUGGACGGGGGGAUCUUCGUGCGCUACGGCUUCUACCGCGAGCUCCUGAAGCAGGGCGUGCGCGACAUCCUUGGGGACGCUGUUGCAGACCAGUUUGAGCUGCGGGUGGUGGCGGGCGGGUCGGCGUUUGGGGCGGCCUGUGUGGCAGCGGCGUCGCACAGCUACAUGCGCGGCGUGGGGCAGGACGAAGGGCGGCCGUCACCGCCUCCGCGCAGAUUUCCGCCUCGCCGCCCCUCGGCCGUCUCGCUGCAGGACUUGGCCGGGCAGUAGUGCUAGCUAAAGUUUUUAAAGCCCACGCCUGAAGCAGACUACCUGGUGGCUGGGUGAUGUGGUCAACAAAUCUGUUCAAUUGUAAGGGUUGUGAUAUGUUUGGCCUGAUUUUUUGACAGUGUCUGAGCGUUCCAGUCAAUUUUUUCUGAUUAGCGCUUGCUCAUUUGAGGCUGGGUAGAAAGACUGCAAUUGCACUUUGGGGUCCUUACAAUUGCAGUUUCUAUAUAUAAGACAAUAAGGAUAUUGGUUUCAACAAGAAUCAAUGUAAGACUGGCUGUUGUGAUU
Molecule: messenger RNA, 2067 nt
Organism: Coccomyxa subellipsoidea C-169
Lineage: Eukaryota; Viridiplantae; Chlorophyta; Trebouxiophyceae; Coccomyxaceae
Product: actin-like ATPase domain-containing protein
Exons: 11
Coding region: 103-1782 (559 amino acids)
Biological process (GO): glucose 6-phosphate metabolic process; glycolytic process; intracellular glucose homeostasis
Cellular component (GO): mitochondrion; cytosol
Molecular function (GO): D-glucose binding; ATP binding; glucokinase activity
Source: RefSeq, a predicted model, not a curated record